Dipodomys spectabilis (banner-tailed kangaroo rat) is the source of this 951-nucleotide messenger RNA. It is a transcript of the gene Atp4b, whose product is annotated as ATPase H+/K+ transporting subunit beta. Gene Ontology annotation, cellular component: sodium:potassium-exchanging ATPase complex. The record is from RefSeq and is a predicted model, not a curated record. NCBI's taxonomy places the organism in Eukaryota, Metazoa, Chordata, Mammalia, Rodentia, Heteromyidae. The transcript is spliced from 7 exons. Gene Ontology annotation, biological process: potassium ion import across plasma membrane; sodium ion export across plasma membrane; intracellular potassium ion homeostasis. Bases 32 to 922 code for a protein of 296 amino acids. Gene Ontology annotation, molecular function: ATPase activator activity.
GAGGAGCUGAGAGGAGACUUCAGACCCCAGCAUGGCGGCUCUGCAGGAGAAGAAGUCAUGCAGCCAGCGGAUGGCUGAAUUCCAGCACUACUGCUGGAACCCAGACACCGGCCAGAUGCUGGGCCGAACGCCUGCCCGGUGGUUGUGGAUCAGCCUCUACUACCUGGCCUUCUACGUGGUGAUGACUGGGCUGUUCGCCCUGUGCAUUUAUUCGCUAAUGCAGACCAUAGACCCCUACACGCCGGACUAUCAGGACCAGUUAAAGUCGCCCGGAGUGACACUGAGGCCUGACGUUUAUGGAGAAAGAGGUCUAGAGAUUUCCUACAAUGUCUCUGACAACAGCUCCUGGGCCGGUCUCACACACGCCCUCCACAGCUUCCUGGAAGGUUACACGCCAGCAUCCCAGCAGGAGAGCAUCAACUGCACCUCCCAGAGGUACUUCUUCCAGAACAGCUUCCAGGCCCCAAACCACACCAAGUUCUCCUGCAAGUUUACUGCAGACAUGUUGCAAAACUGCUCAGGCCUGGAGGACCCCAGCUUUGGUUUUGAAGAAGGACAGCCAUGCUUCAUUAUCAAGAUGAACAGGAUUGUCAAGUUUCUCCCAAGCAACGACACGGCGCCCCGUGUGGACUGUGCCUUCCAGGAUGAGCCCAGAGAGCACAGGUCUGGGAUGGACACCAGGCCCCUACAAGUGGAAUACUACCCCACCAACGGCACCUUCAGUCUCCACUACUUCCCCUACUACGGGAAGAAAGCGCAGCCCCAUUACAGCAACCCUCUGGUGGCAGCCAAGCUGCUCAACGUCCCCAAGAACCAACAAGUCAUCGUUGUGUGCAAGAUCCUCGCAGACCACGUGAGCUUCGACAACCCCCAUGACCCGUAUGAGGGGAAAGUGGAGUUCAAACUGACGAUCCAGAAGUAGGGCUGGGAGCCCAUGUGCAGGCCACUGGG